This is a messenger RNA of Aphanomyces astaci, 3305 nucleotides long. RefSeq lists its product as hypothetical. The coding region runs from base 25 to 1863 and encodes 612 amino acids. Gene Ontology annotation, molecular function: ATP hydrolysis activity; ATP binding; ABC-type transporter activity. NCBI's taxonomy places the organism in Eukaryota, Oomycota, Saprolegniomycetes, Saprolegniales, Verrucalvaceae. The record is from RefSeq and is a predicted model, not a curated record. The transcript has 3 exons. Gene Ontology annotation, cellular component: membrane.
CAAAUUCAGUUGCGUCACUUGGUGAUGAUGCGUGUCCUCCGUGUCGUCGGUGUCGUUGUCGGCGCGAUGAUGGCUGUGGCGUCGUCCGCACAAACAUGCAAGGCGCCGAACGAGAUCCUACGCGCAGAUGGGGCGCAGUGCGAAUGUGUGAAGGACUUCUUGGGCAUCAACUGCCGGCAAUGCCGCACCGAACGCGCGUGCAAUGCCCUGGACAAGAACUCGCACUGCGCCGUGGGGUUAGCUUACUCGUCGAGCAUGAAGGCCAAGACGUACAGCUGUGUAUUGAGUGAGACACUGCAGGCGGUGUUCAACGACGGCGCGAUGGGGUUGGCUUGCGACACAACUGCCCAGACAUGCACGAUGUCCGUGUACAAAUCGGCGACGGGACCGCAAGGGCAGCACGCGAUUGACUGCAACAUGAAGGAGUGUUCCUUCAACGGGACCACCGUCUCGUGCGCGUCUCUCAUGUGCACAUGCACGGACUUGUGUUCUUCGAUCUCAAAGCAGUUGUUCGAAGUAUCUCUCGCCAACAAACCCGUGUCCCUCGUCGCCAUCUCCGACACAACGUUAAAGGUGAACAUUGAAGGGUCACCAUUGCCGCUGGAAGGCACGUGCUCGGCGUCAUCCUGCGAACAGACCAAGGUCAUGGAAGAAUUGGCGGGCGGCGACUCGGCAUCGCUUCCGCCGCCGCCACCUCCCCAGACAUACUCGAAGGCAUUAAUCGUGUCCCUUGCUGUCGUGCUCGUUCUGCUGGGCGCCAGUGGGUUGUUUGUAUGCUGUUUUUACGCCAUGUACAUGUCCAAAGUGCGGGCCGCGGCGGCGCCAUCGCCAUCCUCUUUGGAAGACCCGCUCGACCACAUGCCGCCCAACUCCCCCGCAAAUAUCUUUACAUUUGCCGACAUUUGCUGCGUGGCCACGAAUCCCCAUGAUCAACCUAACCUACCUUCCAUCUUCCGUCGAUCAGGGCCAUGUAUCCAUCCCCCCAAGACACUUAUCCAUGACAUCCGCGGCUCCAUCUGCCGCGGUCAAGUGCUGGGGCUUAUGGGGCCCAGUGGAUCAGGCAAAACUACGCUCCUGAAUGCAUUGGCGGGGGUAUCUAAUGGAAAUACUCAGUUCUCAGGCGCCAUCUCUCUGGAUCAUGAGCCUCUGCCGGCCAACUACCGCCAUCUGGCGGCAUAUGUCCAGCAAGAUGACUGUCUGUUUCCCACGCUCACUGUACGAGAAAGCAUCGAAUAUUCAGCAUUCCUGCGGCUUCCGGCCAUGCUGUCGCUGUACGCCAAGCAGCAGCUUGUAUCAAAAGUCCUACAUGAGUUGCAUCUAACACAUGUAGCCGACUCGCGCAUCGGAAAUGCCACCGCCAUCCGCGGCAUCUCGGGCGGCGAGCGCCGCCGCGUCAGCAUCGCCAUGGAACUCGUGACCCAGCCCCAGAUGCUGUUUCUGGACGAGCCGACCUCUGGGCUGGACAGUGCUUCAGCUAAUAGUUUGAUUUCGUUGCUGUCGACCGUGGCCAAAAGCGGCCGCAUGGUCAUCCUGUCUGUGCAUCAGCCCAGCACCAAAUCGUUCCUCAAGCUCGAUAAGGUGCUGCUGCUAGCCAAAGGUACUAUAUAUAUAUAUAUACUACUAGUAUAUAUCUUGUUCUAUAUUUCUAAUUCAUUUGAUUUAAAAAAUACUCUAUUUUUAUCAGUAUCUGAUUUACAGCAAGACAUUGGAUUGAGGCCGUCAUACGGUUGCUACUACACUGUUUUUUUUUUAUUUCAUCCGUUCAACAAAAUACUCUUCAUAUUUCGCCAUAUAUAUAUAUAUAUUAUUCCAUGUUUUCAACAAAUACUCUUCAUAUUUCGCCAAAUAUAUAUAUAUGUAUGAAAGUUCAUUUUAUAGAAUGAGUCUAAUUUUAGAAUCCUAUGUUUUAUAACAAGUCCAUUGAUCGAUUCCAUCCUUCUUCAAAAGUAAUUCUUUUCUACAAUCGUUGUAACAUUAUUUUUAUAAUUCUGUAUUUAGAACGAGACUAUAUAUAUAUAUUCCCACUUACUGAACAUAUAUACCCGUAGUUUUCUCUAUAUAUAUAUAUAUAUAUAUUUCUUACCGAAUCUAGGCCGCAUUGUAUACUCGGGGCCAACGUCGACGAUCUCGACGCACUUUUCAUCGUUGGGGUAUCCGUGUCCAGUUAACGAAAACAUCGCCGACCAUAUCUUGGACUGCGCCACACACGCGGCGUCCAUCGCGGCGCUGCAUGAUGCUUACCAUCCCGAGGAAUUGCCGGUAAGCUCGAUGGACAAUAGUCGGCAGCCACUGGUUGAGAUGACCAACCAUCGGUCGAGUGUACUGGAGCUGCAAGUGCUGUUCCUCCGCACACUGCGCAACACAUUCCGCCAGAAGUCGCUGUUUGUGAUGCAUGUGGGUAUUUCCGUGUUCCUGGGCGUGGUCACGGGGCUCAUCUUCAUGGGGCUCGAAGAUAACCUGGCGGGGUUUCAGAAUCGCAUGGGCGCGUUCUUCUUCACGCUGACCUUCUUUGGGUUCGGCACGUUGAGCUCCAUGGACGCGUUCAUCGCGGAGCGUCCGUUGUUCGUCAAGGAGGCCGGCGCCAAGUACUAUAGCGCGUGGAGCUACUACGUGGCCAAGGCCAGCAUCGACCUCGCUUCGUUACGCGUGCUCCCGGCGAUCAUCUUUGCGAGCAUCUUCUACUACCUCAUGGGCUUGAAUGCCCCGCUCGACAGGUUUCUGCUCUUCACGACCACACUCGUGCUGUUUAAUGUCGCCGUGGGCUCCAUGAGUACCUUUGUGAGCAUUGGCAGCAAGACGGUGGGCAUCGCCAACCUCGUCGCGACCGUCGUGCUCUUGCAGAACGUGCUCUUUGGCGGGUUUCUCCUCAACGUCCAGACCAUGUCGCCGGGAGCGGGGUGGAUGCAGUGGCUGUCCAUGUUUAAGUACGCGUUUGAAGUGAUGAUGACGAAUGAACUGAGUGGCUUGCUGCUCACGUUUGACGCGUCGGGGUAUGUGUCGGUGCCCGUCUAUGGCGAGGUGUACCUGAAGACCCUUGGCAUGGACAUUGCCAACCAGAUGCGCGACGUGGUCCUCCUCGUGGUCAUCGCCGCCAUGUUUAACGUGGCCAGCUUCGUGUUGCUGCACUUCCAAGUGCCGCGACCCAUGAAGUGGUCGGUGCAAGACACCGCCAAGGCCGUGUAAUCCCGCGGGGGGGGAAUAUGGAAGAAGAAUGGCUUCGUAUUGUACAUAGUAUUGCAUAAACGUGAAUAUUAAAAGUGUGUUACUGUAUUCUAAUAAUAAUAUAAAAACACACUGCAACGUGA